This is a messenger RNA of Aspergillus homomorphus CBS 101889, 1116 nucleotides long. RefSeq names its product SGNH/GDSL hydrolase family protein. The record is from RefSeq and is a predicted model, not a curated record. Bases 40 to 1065 code for a protein of 341 amino acids. NCBI's taxonomy places the organism in Eukaryota, Fungi, Ascomycota, Eurotiomycetes, Eurotiales, Aspergillaceae. The transcript has 4 exons. Gene Ontology annotation, molecular function: hydrolase activity, acting on ester bonds.
UCCCAGUCUGUGCAGAAGACUACCAUCCGAGCCAAUAUCAUGCUCGCGCUCUGGCAGUACCUGGCCCUCGCUGCCAUUCCUACAGUAUCAGCAUUCCCAUUCGGAGCUUCUCAGAAGAAGGCGUUCGACUGGGACUCGACUAAAUACCUAAUAACUUUCGGUGACUCCUACACGUAUGUACAGGGGACACACGGACAUCAAAACUAUAGCUUCAUUGGAGAUCUACAAAACUUCGAAUACGAUGCUCAGACCUUAUUGACAGACAAGAUCGUUCAGAACCAGACGGCGACGGCAGAAGGAGGGCCCAACUGGGUUGAAUACCUCACAGGCUGCGGAGUGGAAGAAGGGACCAUCUCGCCGUUCGAUUGCAAAAGACAGCUAUGGGACUUUGCGUUCGCGGGGGCUGAUAUCAGCGUCGCCUACACGCCCCUACACCACAACUACACCGUCUCGCUCGUGAACCAAAUCGCCCAAUUCACAACCUACGGCCAACCAAUACUGGCGCCACACAUCUCCAAGCCCGAGACCCUAGUAGCGAUCUGGAUCGGUAUCAACGACAUAGGCGACAGCGCCAAAUACGCAGUGGACUUCCCGACGUUCUACAACAAUUUGCAAAGCACGCUCUUCUCGUCGGUCCAGAAGAUCUACGACCAGGGUUACAGGUCAUACCUGUUCGUCAACCUGCCGCCGCUGGACCGCACGCCGGGCAACCAGGCGCGGAGCCAGCCCUUGCCUAACGCGACGCAGGUGGCGUGGUACAACGAGGCGCUGGCGCAGCACGCCGCGGCCUUCGAGCGCACCCACCGCGACACGGCCGUGCACGUCUUCGACGCCCACGGUGUCCUGACCGCCAUCCUCGACGACCCGGCCGCGUACGGCAUCGUCAACACGACCAGCUUCUGCGCCGGCUACGACCAGCCUGAUAUCGCGUACAACUACCAGGCGUACGGCUGCCCGACCCCGCUGGAGGAGUACUUCUGGUUCAACUCGGGCCAUCUGACGAGCCACGUGCAUAAGAUCCUGGCGGGCGCGCUGGAGGAACGGUUGAGGGAGUGGUCGAGAUGAAUUUCCAUGAGCGAGGGCGGACGAAUCGCAUCUGUGGUGCAGAAUAAGCCC